AUAAGUGGAAACUGGGAACGCACACCACCGCGGCGAAUAGUGUUGGUUCCAUCCGCGUAACGGUCGAGUGUUCGAGGGUGCUUCUUGUGCCGGAGAAGACAGCUGAUGGGAAGUGGAAGGGAGAUGGUGCAUGGUAACCGUCGGACCGCGCUGUUCUUGGUCGUCUGCGUGGCUGCUCGAGCGGCUUCGGCCAUCCAGGAUGGCCUGCUGCCGAAUGGCAACUUCGAGGAGGCGCCGAACAAAUCGAAGCUCAACGGCACGAAGGUGAUGGGGCGCUACGCGAUCCCGCACUGGGAGAUCUCGGGGUUCGUGGAGUACAUCGGCUCGGGGCAGAAGCAGGGGGACAUGCUCCUGCCGGUGCCGGAGGGCGCGUACGCCUUGCGGCUGGGCAACGAGGCUUCCAUCCAGCAGAAGCUGAGCGUGACGGAGGGCAUGCACUACUCCAUCACCUUCAGCGCGGCGCGCACCUGCGCCCAGGCCGAGGAGCUGAACGUGACGGUCGCCCCCGAGUCCGACGUGCUCCCCAUCCAGACGGUCUACACCAGCAGCGGCUGGGACUCCUACUCCUGGGCCUUCAAGGCCACGAGCAGCGUCGUGUCGCUCAUCGUCCACAACCCCGGUGUUACCGAGGACGCAGCCUGCGGUCCCCUCAUCGACUUGCUUGCCAUCAAGACCCUCCAGCCUCCUCAACGCACCAAGAAUAACUUGUUGAAGAACGGCGACUUCGAGGAGGGACCGUACAUUUUCCCCAACACAUCGUGUGGGGUGCUGGUGCCGCCAAUGGACGAGGACGACUACUCACCGCUCUCUCCGUGGAUGAUUCUGUCAUCGACCAAAUCCGUCAAGUACGUGGACGCGGCGCACUACGCGGUGCCCCACUAUUCCCGCGCCGUGGAGCUCGUCUCCGGCAUGGAGACCGCGCUGGUGCAGGAUGUGAGCACCGUGCCCGGGCGGCCGUACAGACUUGAGUUCUCGGCUGGGGACGCAGGCAACGGGUGCGUCGGCUCCAUGUCCGUCCAGGCGUACGCGGCGCGGGCGAGCGUGAAGGUGCCGUACCAGUCCCAGGGCAAGGGCGGGUACAAGCGCGGCGUGCUCGACUUUACGGCCAUCGCCAACCAGACGCGGGUGGUGUUCGUCAGCAUGGCCUACACCAUGAAGCCCGACGGCACGCUCUGCGGGCCCAUCAUCGACGACGCGUCGCUCGUCGCUGUACAAAACCAUGCUGCUCGCCGGUUUCUGCUGUGAUACUGCUGACGUGAUUCAAUGGUUAAGGUGAAGGGUUCAGAGUAUGCUUGGGCUUAACUAAGGUUGGGCAGAUUGUAUGGCAAUAGUGUAAUCGCGUCUCUGGUUUUGUAUUCCUUGCAACGAUUUUUUUGAACGAAAUGUACUUGUAUCUUCGUCAUUGGAAACUGAAGUUCGAACUGUAUCAAGGAAAGU
Messenger RNA from Phragmites australis (common reed), 1437 nucleotides. RefSeq names its product BIIDXI-like protein At5g11420. The record is from RefSeq and is a predicted model, not a curated record. The coding region runs from base 106 to 1245 and encodes 379 amino acids. Lineage: Eukaryota; Viridiplantae; Streptophyta; Magnoliopsida; Poales; Poaceae. The transcript is spliced from 3 exons.